This is a messenger RNA of Trichoderma reesei QM6a, 3816 nucleotides long. Its product is annotated as guanine nucleotide exchange factor. The annotation marks the transcript as partial. Gene Ontology annotation, biological process: regulation of ARF protein signal transduction. NCBI's taxonomy places the organism in Eukaryota, Fungi, Ascomycota, Sordariomycetes, Hypocreales, Hypocreaceae. The transcript has 4 exons. Gene Ontology annotation, molecular function: guanyl-nucleotide exchange factor activity. The record is from RefSeq and is a predicted model, not a curated record.
AUGCGCCGCCUUACCACUGCCUUUGCGCCGGCCUCUGACGACGUCCCCGAGCUGCCGCCGCCGCCGCCGCCCUCCCAGCCAGACGACGAGGCUGCCGAUCCGCAGUCACGGCCGCAGAGCCGCGAGUCCGUGGCGUCACUCGACCGUCCCUCCACGCCGCCCGUCCAGCAACAGUCCAACAAGCACCGUCGCUUCUCCGUUCUGCGGUUUCGAAAUGCUUCCGACUCCCAGCUGUCUCUCCGUGUCAAGCAGGCAGCCGAGAAGCCUCCUCCCGUUCCUCGACCUCCUGCCAUCAUCACCACCGCUCCCACCAUGAACAUGGAACCGAACAGCAUCAGAAAGUCAUCCUCCCGCCUCGGGCUGGCUGCGAUGCUGCGUCGAUCCGCCGACAUUCCCCGCGACGAUCCCGUGUCCAGCCAUCGCCGCGACCCCAUGCCCAGAAAGUCCAUGGGCGACCAAGGGCGACCUUCGCUGAGCGUCGCAGACGAUCCCGAUCCUCAAUCCCCGCGGCCUUCGACCCAGACGACUUCGCUAUCGUCCACGUCCUUCUUCAAGCUGCGCAGGAACAAGAGGCCGCCGGAGCUUUUGUUUCCCUUUGCACAUCUUCAACAAAAGGGCGGCGCGACGCCGGCAGACGGGAACUCGACCGCAUCUUUAGGCGUCGAGGCCACGCCACGCCCGGUUUCCGCCCAGAGCACUGGCCUGCACAAAGCCGAGACUGACCACGGCCCUCACCCGAACCCGGCCAUUGCCCUGUUCAACGCAAACGCCGCGCCUCGCUCCGACCACUCCUCUCCGACCCGGACCACCCUGCUGCGCGGGAGGUCGUCCACGUUGAGCUCGAUAGGACGAGACUCCAACGAUGAGCACCUCGGGCCGCCCGCCAAUUCGCGGACGUCCACCUCGAUUGGCCGCAAGAGCUUCGGUGACCUGCUGGGACUGACCCGGCUUCGCCAGAACUCGGACCUCAGCCGGCAAGGCUCCUUCACACCCGCCACGCCAGGAUCCACUGGCUCCAAGAACAACUCGCUGCAGCUGCCGAGAGAUUCCAUAGUCCUCCCCGAGCGCCUCGAGGACGAAUCCCCCGCCAAGUACAUUGCUCGAAUAGAAGGCAUGGUCAGCCGGGGUGCCAUAGCUGCGGCGCUGUCAAAGGGAACCGACGCCUUUUCGACCGCCGCCCUGAGGAGCUUCAUGAGAACGUUUAGCUUCUUUGGAGAUCCCAUGGACAUGGCCAUUCGCAAGCUCUUGAUGGAAGUGGAGCUGCCCAAGGAGACGCAGCAAAUUGACAGGUUUCUGCAGGCGUUUGCGAACCGCUACCACGAGUGUAACCCCGGCAUCUACUCCUCGCCCGACCAGGCCUACUUCAUUGCCUUUUCUCUCCUCAUCCUUCACACCGACGUCUUCAACAAGAACAACAAGCACAAGAUGCAAAAGGCGGAUUACCUUAAAAAUACCCGCGGAGAGGGCAUCUUUGAUGAGAUUCUCGAGUGCUUCUACGACAACAUUUGCUAUACCCCCUUUAUCCACGUUGAAGACGACUUAGAUUCGAACCACGAGCGCCACGGAGGUCUCAAGUCGAAACGCAAGAUUCUCCCGGCCCCUCCAGGUGACCCGGCCAAGCGAGCGGCAAAGGAGCCUCUCGAUCCCUACACCCUCAUCAUCGAUGGGAAUCUAGACGUGCUGCGACCAAACCUCAAGUCCGCCAUCCCCCUGGAAGACCAGUACCGCUAUCUGGGGCCGGGCCAGACCCUCAACCUGAAGGACCUGCAAAAGACCUUUUUCAGGACAGGAGUCUUGCAGAUUGUCUCUGCGAGGUCCCGUCCAGAUGCAUUCAUGUCUGAUAAGCCCCUCAACAACCCAGAUGACGCACCGGGCAUCGUCGACAUCAAGAUUACAAAAGUUGGGCUUCUUUGGCGCAAGGAAGCCAAGAAGAGAAAGACACGAUCUCCCUGGCAGGAAUGGGGCGCCAUCCUCACAGGCGCUCAGCUCUACUUCUUCCGCAACACCGGCUGGGUCAAGAGUCUCAUGCACCAGUACGAAAACCAUGUCAAGUCUGGUCACGACGGGAUACCCAUCACCUUCAAACCCCCUCUGGAGGAGUUCAAGCCGGAUGCUCUCAUGUCUACCAAGGGCGCUGUGGCUCUCCUCGAUACGUCCUACAAGAAGCACAAGAACGCCUUCAUCUACGUCAGACAAGGAGGCUUGGAUGAAGUCCUUCUUGCUGACGACGAGCAGGAGCUGCAUGACUGGCUGGCCAAACUCAAUUACGCUGCCGCCUUUAGGACGUCGGGCGUUAAGAUGCGCGGCGUUGCUGGAGGCACCUAUGACGGCCACAGUCGCCGGGCUUUCAGGAGGCUUGAAAGCUCGGACGCCACGCAACUUGUCGAGACACCCACUGGUCUUGUGUCGAUUGCGCGGAGCCGAAUCGACCGCAAGAUGGCCGAGGAUAUCCAGCAGGCGAGACGCGAGAUUAUGCGAGAAAAGAUUGCCGAGGCGGACCGCAAGAUUGAGGAAGCCAAGAAGGCCCUGGAAGACCAGCUGAGGAAUGCCCGCCACCUCCAGAUACUCGCGCCUAUCCAGCCGAGGACGAGAGAACAGCUCCUCCUGGCCGCGGCUCGCAUGUCUGCGCAGCUUAGGUGGGCGCGCAUGGAGAUCUGGAAGGAAAAGUGCCACCGUGAUAUUUUGGCCUUGGACCUGCAAGAAGAAGGGGAGCUGAUCGAGGAGAAGCCUACAGCUGACACGCGGCCCUCGGUCGAGGAGCGUCGUGUCUCGUCAGCUCCACACCCCUCCGGUUCCGUGAGUAAACGACCCGAGUCCAAGGCAAUGUCCGAGAAGCUGCCCCAGUCGCCUCUUGUGGAGGCUCAUCCAGCCUUCUUCUCGGACAAGGAUGACUUCACGGUGGAGUUGCAGGAUCCGGCGGCGCGGCCAACGUCGCCGCCUUCAACGCGCCCAACGAGCGAAGUGCACCCGCAGCUCGAGGUGCAGGAAACGCCCAAGCUGGACAUUGGAAGUGUCAGGCAUGGCUCGGUUUCGAGCAUCACGCCCUCCCCCGUGCAGCCAUCCACGGACGAAGCGGCCGAUGUCAAGUCGAAUCACACGCAUGACGAGGUGGACGCUGAUGAAAGGCACUUCUUGAGGCAGGCGGGCCUGUUGGAGGGAAGAGUAGGGCGGGAUCCGUCAGACAAGUCCAUCACGUCCACGGCGGGAGAGGCCGGCGAGCCUUCCUCGUCAGCAGACAAGUUUGAGAGAAGCAAGAUUCGGCGCAGCCUUCAACGCACCCUUAGGGAGAGUGCUGGUCACCUCUCGCACCAUCGGAGCCGGAAAGGCAGGGAGACGGGCCCGGCGGCGUCAACAGAGGACGCCGCUCGCGACAGCACGCUAUCACGAGGAACUGGAAGCUUUGUCGUCCACGGAAAGAAGGCUUCCGUCAUUCAACUCGGGACAGAGCUGCAAGUCUUGAACAACGAGGAGCAGCUUCUGGCCCGGAAAUCGCAGCAGCAGAGCUACCGGCAGUCUACUGACCAGCCUGCCUUUUCCCCUCCGAGCGAGGAGCAGGAGGACGAUUUUUACUCCGUGCUCGAAGCACCUUUGGAGCACAGCGAGUCUCGUGAGCGAAGAGAGUCGGCAGCGAGCGCCAGUACGGCCACAGCCAGGAGCUUCCGAGAGCUUCAUCGCAAGUACUCGUCGGCUCAGGCAGCCCGGAGCGUCUCCGCUGGAGGAAGGCUGGCCGUUCCUUCAGAUGCCGACAGCGAGGUGGCGGUGAGCUUUUCGGACGGCCGAAGAUCGCCCUUACCGCCCAUGGAAACCGAGGAAGAU